UUCCUGACCUGUCGUUGGGUUGUCUGCCAUCUUGCCAACAUGAAGGAUUUAUACUGGAGUCUCUUGGUUCUCUGCAUCAUAUCGACCGCAGCAGGUGUGGAGGUGGUGGGUCCUGAUGGUCCUGUAGUCGCUGUGGUUGGUGAAGACCUGAUCCUGCCUUGCUCCCUAAAUUCCAGCACCAGUGCAGCGGAUGAUGAGGUGACGUGGCUGAUUGGGACUAAAAUUGUGCAUCAUCACAAAAAUCGCCAGGACUUUACUGACCAGCAGCUCCCAGCCUACAGAGGGAGGACCAGUCUGUUCACAGAGGAACUGCAGAGAGGAAACCUCUCACUGAAGAUCAGAAAUGUCACACUCUCAGACGCAAACACAUACCGGUGUUACAUCGCAACUGACACUAUGCCUGCUGAGGUGACAGUGUCUGUCACAGUGGAGACUGUGGGCUCCACUCCGGUCAUCUCUGCUGAGGGUCUGGGGAACGGCAGUGCGCGUCUGCAGUGUGAAUCCUCAGGCUGGUCUUCUGAGCCCCAGGUGGAGUGGGUGGACAGUGAGGGCCGGAGUCUCCCAGUUGAUCCCCCAUGUAUCCAAAGGUUCCCUGAGGGGCUCAGAGUGAAGAGCUCAGUCACUGUGGAGCAGAGUGACGGCAGCAACUUCCUCUGCAGAGUGACAAGCCCAGGACAGACCAGAGAAACGCGGGUAGAAGUCCCACUUCAAGGUACCUCAAGAUGGGGCUAUUGUGCUGAUUGCAGCAGUGGCAGUUGCCUUUGGCCUGAUCGACCCCAGUUUGAUCAUACGAGGCACUAUUAUUGGAUAAUGGCUCCAUUUGGGCUGUUAAUACUCAUUCUACUAAUUAUAAUUGGAUGUCAAAGCCGUGUGAUAUCUGGCAUGUCCCAAGAGCUACUCUCUCAGCCCUUUCCUGAAACGAGCGCUGAUAACAUGAAGAUCAAGUGGAACAAUGAAGAAGCCCGCGUCUACCUGUAUAAGAAUGGUCAUGUGAUCGAGAGGAGCGGCACAGUGAGUGAUCUGCAGGAGGGAGAAAUCUCUGUGAGACUGAGACGCAACGUCAUGGCAGAAGUGGGCAAUCAUGAACAGACAAACAAUGGAACCAACGGCCUAUGAAGACUUCAUAGAUUCAGCCAUCAAAGAAUCCCCUGUGGAUUCCCCCAAGUUCUUGUUUUAAAAGAAUGUGUAUAUGUAUAUAUUUUUAAAG
Alosa alosa (allis shad) is the source of this 1207-nucleotide messenger RNA. Its product is annotated as butyrophilin-like protein 2. The record is from RefSeq and is a predicted model, not a curated record. The coding region runs from base 40 to 1116 and encodes 358 amino acids. The transcript has 9 exons. Lineage: Eukaryota; Metazoa; Chordata; Actinopteri; Clupeiformes; Clupeidae.